UUCAAAUAUUAAUAAAAUUUAAAGUUAAAAGGUGCAACUCGCUCUCUCUAUCUCUAUUAUAUAUCUGGUGAAUAAGAGGGUUAAAAACAGGAUCGAUCGGUGGAUUGGUUUGUAUUUUGUAGUGCGAUUUCAUAUACUAUUAACUAAUAAAAUAAUUAAAGAUGGGUAUGAAAUUUUUGAACAAGAAGGGAUGGCAUACAGGUAGUUUAAGGAAUAUAGAAAACGUAUGGAAAGCGGAACAGAAACACGAUGCCGAACAGCGGAAGCUUGAAGAACUUCGUAAGCAAAUCCGUGAGGAGCGUGAGAAAUCGGAGUUUCGUCUUCUUCAGGAACAGGCCGGUUUACUCCCGAAGCAAGAAAGAUUGGAUUUUUUAUACGAUUCAGGAUUAUCAGUUGGAAAAGGGUCAAAUUCUCAACAGCAAGAACAACCUUUUCCGAUUAAGCCCUUACCUGAACCCUCCUCUGCCAACAACAAGUCCUCUGCCCCAGGGGCGUUAUUUGAAGACAAACCACAGUCUGCUAAUGAUGCAUGGAGGAAACUGCAUACGGAUCCCUUGCUUAUGAUAAAGCAGCGUGAACAGGAAGCACUGGCUCGUGUAAAGAAUAAUCCUGUCCAGAUGGCAAUGAUUCGCAAAUCUGUUGAAGCCAAGAAGCAUAAGGAGAAACCUUCAGAUGGAGAGAAACGCAAAGAAAAACAUCACCGCAAAAAGUCAAAACAUGAAAAGCAUACGUCAGCCAAACAUCGUGUCAACUCUGACGAUGUUGAACAAGAGGAACAGCAAAGAAGCAUCAGUCCCAGUCACCACUCAAAACGUAAGGAUGAUUUCCAAACUGAACGUGGAAGGGUUAGUGACAGACAUCAACUUGAAAGAUAUAAAGGGGAAGACCGUUUUGAUUCUCAAUAUGCCAAAAGAGAUAGGGAAGACCGGAAGAGUCGUCCACCGACCCAUCAUCAAGUAAGUGGUGCCCCUCUUUAUAACCGGCGUAAGGGCACCAGAGUACUUUCUGAAGAGGAAAGAGCUGCAAAGCUUAAGGAGAUGCAAAUGGAUGCAGAUUUACAUGAAGAACAAAGAUGGAGACGGUUGAAGCAGGCCGACGAUGACGAUGCUAAGGAAGUUUCCCAUGCAAGUUCUAGUGGCAGGAACUUCUUGGAUGCUGCUCAUAAAAGUGUUUAUGGUGCUGAAAAAGGUGGCAGCUCCACCAUAGAGGAAAGUGUUCGCCGCCGGAAACAUUAUUCGCAACAAAGGAGCGAAGGAAAUGCUUUUAGGCGAUAGAGUACCAUUAACCUGGUGAGAACGAAUGGGUACAAUCGUCAAAUGAUAGAAAUAUAUCUUGCCUGGGUUGUAUGUUCUCCAGGAAUCUUAGACAGACCACAUGUACUGGUCCAUGUUGUCAUCUUUUACUAAUAGUACUCCGGUUCUGCUAGAUGUGUUCUUAUUAUAUAUUAUUUUCCUGUUUGAUUUGGCAAAA
Molecule: messenger RNA, 1470 nt
Organism: Erigeron canadensis
Lineage: Eukaryota; Viridiplantae; Streptophyta; Magnoliopsida; Asterales; Asteraceae
Product: pre-mRNA-splicing factor CWC25 homolog
Exons: 4
Coding region: 162-1274 (370 amino acids)
Biological process (GO): mRNA splicing, via spliceosome
Cellular component (GO): U2-type spliceosomal complex
Source: RefSeq, a predicted model, not a curated record